UGGAUUAUGGAUUCGCGACUAUUUAUAGAAGCGCACUGACUGUGUCGAGCUCAGUUUUCGAUGCAAGUAUGUCAGGCCAAGUAGUAGUUACUCUCGUUGCUGCGCUCUGUGUGCUUUUGCCGAUGGCCUGGUGCAUGCCCAGCCAGAUAUCGCGGCAGGAGGCUACGACAACAACAUCGGCACGUCGCGAGAUCAUCAAAGACUUUAUGGCACGAGUGCAGGCCCUGAUAAUCGAAUUAAUGGAGAAACUAAAGGCGCUCAGUGCCCUUGGAUAGAAGCUACAAUGAAAAUAAAGAAUAAAGAUAAAGGAAGUCCAUAAUAAAGCUAGAGACAAAGUUGACGUAA
Molecule: messenger RNA, 345 nt
Organism: Drosophila pseudoobscura
Lineage: Eukaryota; Metazoa; Arthropoda; Insecta; Diptera; Drosophilidae
Exons: 2
Coding region: 69-275 (68 amino acids)
Source: RefSeq, a predicted model, not a curated record